CUAAGCGGAGGCAAGCGGCAGCAGCACAAGCUACUCAGUACCGGCGGCCGCCGCGGACCAACAUUGUUCCGUACCCGGGCUGAAUAACCGUGUUUUGGACCCUUUAACUGGGAGUAGAGACGUUAACUCGGAUGCCUCUAUGAUCCAGCUAACCUCCCGGCGACACACACAGCGUUCAGUUUGCACAAGAGGUGAGCCAUGGCUGAACCGAACGCCUCCCGUCCCCAGAGGAAGAUGUCCACAGCGGGGGAGAGUGUGUACAAGGUGCUAGGCCUGGAGAAAGGAGCGACUGCUGAGGACAUUAAGAAAGCCUACAGAAAACUUGCGUUGAAGUAUCACCCGGACAAGAACCCAGACAACCCAGAGGCGGCGGAGAAGUUUAAGGAGAUUAACAACGCUAACUCUAUCUUAAACGAUGAGACCAAGAGGAAGAUUUACGAUGAGUACGGCUCCAUGGGCCUGUACGUGUCCGAGCAGUUUGGAGAGGAGAGCGUCAAAUACUACUUCCUUAUGUCCAAGUGGUGGUUCAAGGGUCUGGUCCUGUGCUGUACGCUGUUCACCUGCUGCUGCUGUUGCUGCUGCUGCUGUUUCUGCUGCGGCAAGUGCAAACCGCCUGACGAUGACGAGAGCUACCAGUACGUGGACCCCGAGGACCUGGAGGCUCAGAUCAAGGCAGAGCAGGACGGAGGUAACACAGUAAUCAUAGGCCAGCCCACAUCUAACGUGGGUCCACAAAGUCCCGACGCCCAGAGUCCGCCCAUUCCCCUGCCGAUGCCCAUGCCUCCGCCUCCACAGGGGGGGCCGCAGUCGCCGACCAGUCCAGCGGGGGAAGAAAACCCCGGAGAGACUUUACCAGAGUCGAAAUGACUCGAAAAUGAUGAUGUGGAGGAGCCUCAGCGAGCAGAAGCUGACAGCCUUUUGAGCCUCUUUUAUGACCCUGCCACAUCCAACUGCAGCCAGAGAUCCCGAAAAACCCAGAGAUCCACCAGCGGCCAGUCGGGCCUUAGCCUGAGUCCUCGCCCCUCUUUACCGGCUCCAUCUCAUCUCCCCCUCCCCUCACUGGACAUCACCUGCGAGGUGGACGCUCUCAGCCCCCCCCCCCCAUGGAACUUAAAAAAUGGAGGGGUGUUCGUGUAAAUUAAACCACAAAGCUGUGAGAGCCUCAUUGAAAUCUUCACACACCCUCGCUGCUCGCUCCAAGUCGCAAGGACGUGACUCUGGAGUCAGUGCAGGUUUCCAGGACUCGCUUUGGAGGCGCUUUAUAAUUAUAAUAACAAUAAUAAUAAUAAUAAUCCCAUUUCAACCAGUAAGGAUAUGACUGACACUGGGGCACCGUGAUUACAAAUAACGUGAUUUAUCCAUAAUCCAGAACUGGAAUUCUCUUUCUUACCUGUCCCAUUUUUGUUUUUACAUUUCUUCCAUUUUAACUUAUUUUUUUGGUGUUAAACUUACUCUGAAAGAUUCACAAGCAAAACGUCAGCAGGCGACAGCAGCAGAACAGCAACCGCACGCCGAGGCUUUUCUUCUUCUUUUAAAGGAGUGACUAAAUGGCGCUCGCUCUCCAUCGUUAUGGAAAAAUUAAAAAAUCUUCGGUCGAUACAAGCGGAGCCGAUCUCUGAACCGAGUCACUUCUACAUUUCAUACGACGACACACUCUGAAGGUGAGAAGAGACGCGGCCUGGCGUUUACGGAUAAUGUCUGAGCCGGACUCUGGAGACUCUGGAGAUUCCCAGUGUCGAUCAGGAGGCGGAGACUUGACUCUCGUCCGAGUGCAUGUGCUUUUUUUUUUGUCUGAAUGCAUGCCCAAUCCCGACUGUACGGCACUGGAAUACGCAGCCACAACACAUGGAAGAACCUGCUCUGAGUUGAACCCGUAACUCAGUGAACCAGCUAACAUGUCGUCAUGUGCCACCCCCCAUCCCCCUGACUAGAAAGAUACUGUAAUCUGUGUUUAAGAUGCCAUACAGUGGAACACUGACAUAAUUUAGAGAUGUUCCGAUACCAUUUUUUUUUACCAGAGAUGAGCCAAACCAAGUGCGAUAUAUCUCCAUAAUCACUGGAAAAUUUAAAUAUCUUAAAUCCAACGUCAUCAAAAACCUCAAAUAUCACCCAGUUAACUAAGUAAAUAAAAGGCAGCAACAACAUUUUAACAUCACAUUAAUGUUGUGUUCACUGGUAAUGUCUCCUGUAUGGAAGCAACAUAUUCUGGAUUCUGCAUAUUUUUAAAUGUAUUUUUUUAGCCAAUACAAAAAAACCCCCAGAAGAUUUGCUUUUUUUAAAUGAUUACGUAAUCAAUUGCUAUUGAUGACACUAGUGCCACCUAUUGAAACGGAAGUCAACAAUACAAUGUGCGGGACCUUCCAGUGUGAAAUAUUGCCAAAUCGCAAAUGUUUUAGCUAGCUCUUGCUAACGCUACUUUACCAGAAAUCACCACCUAUGGAAUUCUAAAAAUUGUACUUUUCCAGUGGCAGUGGCUCAUUCCACGCUACCAGAAAUCACCUCUUCUGUGGAAUUCUAUAACCUCCCCAUUUUCCUUGGGCAGUGUAGCUCAACAGCUACCAGAAAGUACUGGUUUUUUUUAGGCUCAUGUGAAGAACUACCCAAUUGUGAAUGUUUUAGCUAGCUCUGGCUAAUUCUACUCUUGCAGAAAUCACCUCGUCUUCACAAUUCUAAAACACGUUCUUUCCAGUUGUAGUGUACCCCAACUGCCACUGGAAAGUUGUGGGUGUUUUUUUUUAAGGAUCGCUUAUAGCAUUAUCCAGAGCUAGCUAAAAUAUUGCCCAAUGGUGAAUAAUAUUUAGCUUGCCCUGGCUAAUGCUAUGUUCUUUGAAAUCACUUUUUUUUUUUAAGAAUCUCAAAGAUGAAGUUAACUUUUGACACAUAACAUUAGCCACAGUUUUUGCUAGCUCUGGCUAAUGCUACACCACAAGAAGUCACUUUCAAAUCAUUUAAAGAGCAGUCCUUUUAAUGGCAGAACACUAUGUAGCAUUAGCAUCACCUCUGUAAAGUUGGAUUCUCUCACAGAGCCAUUUCUUUUCUGCUAAAAUUGUUAUCUGAACAUCUCUAUUAAAGGUUUGUUUUUAUUUGUCAGAUAUAAAUAGUUUUGCUGCUUUUUUUGUUAUUGCAGAUUUACGUUGUAGACCAAAGCUAACAGCUCCAUGUAGCUAAACCAGGUCACUCUCUCUCUCUAAAAUAAGCCUGUUCUGUUCUUUCAAAGUCGUCUCUUUAAGACGUGUUUUAGUUUCUUUUUACUCAGGUCGUACGAUUUAUCUUAAUUUACUGAACCUCGUCUGCUUCCAGAACCACAGAAAGCACAUCGACUUUUAUCCACGACCUCAGGUCCAGAUUCACUUAAGUCUUAUAACCGAGGCGUAAUCUGCUAAUUUAACUAAAUGAAGUUUUUUUUAAAUUAAAUUAAAUUAAAUUAAAUUAAAUUAAAUUAAAUUAAAUUAAAUUAAAUUAAAUUGAAUUCUUUUGGCCCCUUGAAGAGAACAUGAAGUGAGCACUCAACCGUCUUUAUUGCUCAUUUGAGGCACUCACAUUUUAUCUGGAGAGGACUAAUCCAUUCAGUCUUUGUCUCUCGUGUGCAUGUGAGCACGACUUCAUUUAAAAAGAUAAACGUGUUAUGUAACGCACACCCAACCUCCGCUGUUACAGAGAGGUCUUGAUCAUUAGCGCCAUCCGUUCUUGUUUAAACAUGUUUAAAAUGAUGACUGUGUGAGAAACAAAGAUGUUUUCUUCAGUCUGUAGAACAUGACGCCCUACGUGAAACAUGGAGUGGAUCUGGAUCCCUGAACAUUUAUACAUAUGCGUCUCAAUCAAACACACAUUUCCUUUUUUAUGAGAUGUAUUCACUGACUUUUUAUUUUCUUCUGUACUGGUUACUUAAUACCGCUUUUCCAUUAUGCAGUUAGCACGACUCAUUAUUUUGCUUUUUCAUCAGUGAUAGAACGUGGUGCUUGGUUCCUUUUUUUAGUACCUGCUCUGAUGAGGUUCCAAGCGAGCUGAGCCGUCCGACGCAAGAAUGAAAGCGGGCAAUGCCAAACUGGAGAUUACAGUUAAAAAAAAUUCCCUAAAAACACACGUUGAUCUCCAACAUUUAGCAAAAGGAAAUGUCUGAAAUCUCAGUAUUGGUAAUGGAAAACGAGCUAGAGCUAUAACUGUGAAAUGGAAAAGUGUCAUUAGCGUUUCAGUGUUGACGUCUCGUCGACUCAAUCGUCUGCAUUAUAUUGUUACUCUUCAAAAUUUAGUUUUUCCAACCUUUAAUCCAAACAAUAUAAACAUUUCAUUCAAAAGCUGGAACCACCCUUUUAUUUGUAUAUGUGUGUGUAUAUAUCUGUGUAUAUAUGUAUGUAUGUAUGUAUAUGUGUAUAUAUAUAUGUAUGUGUGUGUGUAUAUAUAUAUGUGUAUAUAUAUAUAUAUAUAUAUAUACAUAUACUUUUUGAUUAAAUUGACUGAAAAUGUGAGUUAAUCAUUCAAAAUUUUCUUUUGACUCAUUCAGCAUCAUUGUAAUUUCACUCCCACACACUAGAGGGCUCCUGUUGGCUCCCACUGGGAUUAAAGUUAGUUCAUUUGUCGUCUGCCCUUAAAAAAUAACAACUUUUCCCUUUAAAUUAGGCUUGUUUAAACAUAAAGAUCCUGUCCAAGAUAAAAUUUUAUCAAACAUUUUUUAAUUUGGAAGUUUAUUAUUUUUAAAAAGUGUAAAUAAUUCAUUGUUCACAUCUGUUCAAGCUGUUUCAUUUCUUACUUUUUUAUUUAAAUCGCACAGAAAUAAUUCAGUUUUGGUCAAAGUGUGGGUUAGGGUUGGACGAAUGAAUGGAGGAAGAUCAUUUAUAUCAUUGUAGAAGAGGUUUAUUUUUUAAGAUGUUUUUCUGUUUUGUUUGUUUGUUUAUUUUGGGGGCGUGUCACUCACGUUGAAGUUUCCUGUGGACGAUCUGUAAAUGAGUCGAUGAAAUGAAAAAUCAAGUAAAUAAAAAUGGGGAUUUUAUAA
Molecule: messenger RNA, 4990 nt
Organism: Solea solea (common sole)
Lineage: Eukaryota; Metazoa; Chordata; Actinopteri; Pleuronectiformes; Soleidae
Gene: dnajc5ga
Product: DnaJ (Hsp40) homolog, subfamily C, member 5 gamma a
Exons: 7
Coding region: 199-867 (222 amino acids)
Source: RefSeq, a predicted model, not a curated record